Molecule: messenger RNA, 1638 nt
Organism: Cyclopterus lumpus (lumpfish)
Lineage: Eukaryota; Metazoa; Chordata; Actinopteri; Perciformes; Cyclopteridae
Gene: grk7b
Product: G protein-coupled receptor kinase 7b
Exons: 4
Coding region: 1-1638 (545 amino acids)
Biological process (GO): regulation of signal transduction; signal transduction; protein phosphorylation
Cellular component (GO): cytoplasm
Molecular function (GO): rhodopsin kinase activity; ATP binding
Source: RefSeq, a predicted model, not a curated record
AUGGAUGACAUGCCUGGACUGAACAACCUGGUGGCCAACACGGCCUACCUGAGGGCUCAGCAAGUGAAACGUGAAGAGCUGAGGAAACAGAGGCUCUCUCUGACGCUGCCCAAACCAAAGAUGUCCUCUGCUCUCCGGGCGGCAGUGGAGAGGAAGUACGAGUCACUCUGUGAACGACAGCCCAUUGGCAUUAAGUUGUUUCAGCAGUUUCUAUGUGCCGCAAACCCGCAGUACAGGAUCGCCACUGAGUUCCUGCAAGAGCUGAGUAACUGGAGCUUUGCUGAGGAUGAAGCCAGAGAGAAAGCCAAACUAAGCAUCCUCGCAAAGUUCUGUCAACCGGAGUCCAGGAGUUUCCUCUCAUACCCCACAGGAGAGGCAGCUGAAAGAUGCAAGAGUGUGACAGACAACAACUUUGACGUGAUGUUGGGCCAGAUUAAAGAAGACACAAGAGACUUCCUGAGGGGGAAACCUUUCUCGGAGUAUCUGAAUAGCCCCUUUUUUUAUAGGUUCUUGCAGUGGAAGGAGUACGAGGAGCAGAAGAUCAGUGACAGAUACUUUUAUGAGUUCAGGACUUUGGGAAGAGGUGGCUUUGGCGAGGUGUGUGCGGUGCAGGCGAAACACACAGGCCAGAUGUACGCCUGCAAGAAGCUGGAUAAGAGACGCUUGAAGAAGAAAAGUGGCGAGAAGCUGGCCCUUCUGGAGAAGUACAUCCUGGAGAAGGUGAACAGCCUCUUCAUUGUAAACCUGGCUUACGCUUACGACAACAAGACUCACCUGUGCCUGGUCAUGGACCUCAUGAAUGGCGGAGACCUCAGGUUCCACAUCUACGAGCUCGGGGAGCGGGGCAUCCGCAUGGAGCGCGUUGUUUACUACUCGGCCCAGAUAACCACCGGGAUACUCCACCUGCACUCUAUGGACAUUGUGUACCGGGACAUGAAGCCUGAGAACGUGCUGCUGGAUGCUAGAGGACAGUGUCGGCUGUCAGACCUGGGAUUGGCUGUUGAGCUGCCAAAGGGCAAAUCGAUCUGCCAGAAGGCUGGUACUACAGGCUACAUGGCCCCUGAGAUUCUGAGGCAGGAGUACUACCGCACGUCUGUGGACUGGUGGGCUCUGGGCUGCAGCAUCUAUGAGAUGGUGGCCGCCCGUUUGCCUUUCAAAGACUUCAGAGAAAAGGUGCAGAAUGAGGAGGUGACUCGUCGCACUCUGGAUGACGAGUGCAAGUUCGAACACAAAAACUUUGAUGCUCCCACCCAAGACAUCAUCCGCCGCUUUCUAAAGAAGAAGCAGGCGUAUCGCCUCGGGUGCCAUAGCGGUGAUGACCCUCGAAACCACGCGUUUUUCAAGAGCAUCAAUUUCCGUCGUCUGGAGGCCGGCCUGGUGGAGCCCCCCUGGGUGCCAAAGUCCAACGUGGUGUACGCCAACGACACGGACCAGUUAAGGGACAUCUCCGACGUCGAGGAUGUUACGUUUGAGGCCAAGGAUGAGAAAUUCUACAAGCAGUUCAGCACAGGCGCAGUCUCCAUCCGCUGGCAGAAGGAAAUUAUUGACAGUGGAGUGUUUGAUGAAGUGAACCACCCCAAACUGAACGGCCACAGCUGUGAGAACGUGUGGGAAUCCAGGAUGUGCAUUGUUCAGUAA